AUGCCUUAAUUAAUUAAAAAUCUCAUCUAUUCAAUAGAAAAAUUUGAUCUAUUUGGAUAGGGAGUAGGAAUAAGAUUUAAAUAAAGGUCAUGUCAUAAAACGAAAUUAGGAGGGCUCGCUACUUUAGUUAUAUGGGGCUUAAUAAUUUACUAAUCAUAUUAUAUCCUUUAUGAGCUUAUUUAUUAGGAAAAUCCUACUGUGAUUCAGUAAACAAACUAUGUUUAUUAGUAAGAGGCUUUUUAAAUAACACCUAAAAGCUUUAUAAUCGCUUUGGGAAUAUAAGAUUCGAAUUAUUAGCAUUACUUUGGAGACGGUAUUUAUACAGUAAAAGCAUUCUAAAAUGUAAUUAAUAGAAAUGAAACUGAUAUUUCAGGAACAAAUCAAGACUCUUCUUCUAAAUAAUAUGAAAUUAAAUUAGAACGUUGUAGUGAAAGACAUUUUUAAAUUGAGGAUUCUAAACAAUAUUUUAUGCAUCUCCCUUACUAAGAAAUGUAUUGUCUUUCGAUUGAAAAUAAUACUCCUUAUAUAUAAGGAGAAUUUUCAGCAAAUGCAUAUGCCUCAAUCGAGUUUUAGUUUUCUAAAUGCCAAGGUUCAAACUGUUAAAAUUAGACAGUAAUUGAUUAAAUGCUGUCAAGAGCUACUCUUGCAGUUUAUAUCUCAGAUACAUUUAUUAACAUUAAAGAAAGGAAAAAACCUUUUUAAUCAACUGGGAAGAAUUUAUUUUGGACAACAGGACCAAACUUUGAAAAGGAUAUAUUUCUAUCGCUUAUUAACUCCAAAGUAGUAAGUGACUAUUCUAGAAUUACUUCUAGUUAGUAAAUUACUCAAACAAUAUCUUAUUCGUCUGAUAGAGAAAUAGUUCUACCAAGCACCUCAAAUAUUUUAUUUGAUUUUACAGUUGUCUAUGAGAAAAACAAAGAAAACGUUUAUUAGAGGAACUAUAUGAAACUUGGUAAUGCCUUUUCUUAGGUUGGAGGAUUUUACAAUUUCCUUUUGAUGCUUGGGUAUUUAACCUUAAGACGAUUUUCAUAAGAUGACUUAAAUCAUAAACUUUUAAAUGAGGUAUUCGAUAUAAAGAAGAAGUCAAAUUAAUAAUAAUAGGUAAUUAGAGAAAGAAAAUAAGGCGAUGCUAUUAAAAAUUUCAUUCAAACCAAAAUUGAAUCUUAAAUUAUUUGCUAAAAAACUGAAAAAAAUACUCCUACUAAUUUAGCUAACAAUACUCUAACUCCUAACUUCAAAAAAGAUGAAAGUAAUUAAAAUGGAUAAGUAUUUUUUAACAACAUAAGCACAAAAGUCAAUUAAGAUGAUCAAGGUGAAGAAAGUUAGCCUCAAAUGAAAAAUAUUAAAUUUAAUUUAAUAAAAUAUUUAUGGAAUACAUGGAAAUGCUGGGGUUGCUGUAGAUCUACUGAAUCUAAACUUAUAAAUUAUGCUUCGAAUAAGAUAUUCGAUCAUUUAGAUUUAUUGAACAUAAUUAAAAAGUUAAUAGAGGUUGAUAAGCUAAAACAACUUUUACUUAAUGAAGAUUAAAUAAAAUUGUUUGAAUAUCUUCCAAAGCCUGUACUCAUCAUAGAUGACUAUAAAAAUAAAGUAGAUGAUUAGUCUAAAUUUGUAAAAGAAAAUAAAAAAGAACUUUCGUCUCCAAAUCAAUAAAUGGAUAGGAAAUAGUCUUUUGAUAGUGUUAAAAAAUCAUAUUUCAAUAUUAUUAGAAAGAAAGCUAGAUCAAUAAUAGAUAAAAAAAUUUUGAAAAUGCUUGAUCCUGAAGUCAAAAAUUAAAUCAAAUAAGAAGAUUUUCAAAAUUAGACAAAUUUAAAUCCAAUUAUAACUUUGUAAAAUAUUUAAGCCAAAGAUAAAAUUAGCUAGCCAUCAGAACUCAAUGAUCAAUACGAAGAAUCUAUAAGCAAGUUAGAUGAUCUAAACGAUAUUUUUUAACCCAAAGAUUUAAGAUGGAAUUAGAUAAAAUCUAUUACAACUAUAAAUAAAAGUCAAAAACUACUUAAAAUUAAUAGUCAUAAUACAUCAAUUAUGAUAGAUGAAAGCAAGUAGUAUAUUAAUUCAUACAACCAAUCAAAUAAUUUGUGA
Messenger RNA from Tetrahymena thermophila SB210, 2079 nucleotides. Its product is annotated as transmembrane protein, putative. The transcript has a single exon. Gene Ontology annotation, biological process: reciprocal meiotic recombination. Lineage: Eukaryota; Ciliophora; Oligohymenophorea; Hymenostomatida; Tetrahymenidae. Gene Ontology annotation, molecular function: double-stranded DNA binding. The record is from RefSeq and is a predicted model, not a curated record. Gene Ontology annotation, cellular component: nucleus.